CCAAGACAGACCACUAAUCGCCUCUGAGCAGAGAGCACAGACGCUGUUGCAGUGGUGCGCACGAGCCUGAGCCUGAGGCGCUUUCCUGCGAGCUGCGCUGUUCCAACUUCGCUUGGGAGCUUCUGCUUUGCUGCAACUUGCAGUGCUAGCACUCCGUAGACAAGUCAUAGAUUAGGCGGUGCUUGUUAUCUGAAACCUGGUCUGCUACCUGAGGACCUUUGUUAGGCAUCACGGUUACAGAGAAUGGGGUGGCGCAGGAAGCGGAAAGUGGACGAGAAGGGGUCAACCGAAAAGGGCAAAUCCAAGAAGAAGGCCACAGCUGAGGCCACAGCUGAGCCGGCAGCAGGAGACAAUGCUGCGGUGGAUAAGGAUGACAUUGAAGGCAAUAGAACGCAUGGGGCGUUCUUUGGCUGCUACCUCUUGAGCAGCCUCAAUCCAAAGAAGAAGAACUCGACCUACAUCGGUUUCACGGUCAACCCGGCUCGUCGCUUGCGCCAGCACAAUGGGGAGCUGACGUCUGGGGCCUACAGAACGAAAAAGAUGCGCCCUGUUGAGAUGGUCCUGGUGGUCUACGGCUUCUCCUCAAUGGUGCAUGCGCUGCAGUUUGAGUGGGCGUGGCAGCACCCCACUGUGUCGCUGGCGGUCAAGGAGGCUGCGGCCACCAUCAAGAACCGCAGGAGCGUCAAGGGCAAGAUCGCACUGCUGUACGCCAUGCUCAAGCUGCCAAAGUGGAACAAGCUGCCCCUGGUGGUCCAGUUUGUGAGCAGCCGCCACGUGGUGCACAAGCUGGGGCUGCCCCCCUUGCCCGACCACAUGGACUGCCUCCUUGCGCCACUCUCCAGCCUGCGCAUCAAAGUGGACGAGACAGCACAGGACCCCCCCAUCCUGGACCCCCCCAGCGAACCCCCUCCAAACGAGCCGUCAGAAGUCCCUCAAGCGUAUGCUGGAGGUCAAAAAGAUCAAGAUGGCGCUUCUUCGCUGGAUUCAUUGGGGGCCGACUCCCCCCCUCCUUCCGUGCCCCCUCGAAACCCUCGUCUGGAGACCCCGUCGUCUCCACCUGGUGCUUCCGGCUGGGCGGAUCCCCUUGCGGACUGGGACUGGUUGGACCAAGACAAAGCAGAGUGGGACAAUAGUCCGGGCUCAUGGGGGGAGCAAGAGCAGGAAAAGGCGGACCCUUUUGCCACCUGGCAGCGGCUCAAGGCACCGAAGGACGUCUCAAUGGCUUCGCUCAAGAGGGGCAGGAGGAAGGGCGCUAGUUUGGUGGGAGGCACAGGCAGGGGGGCGGAGCCGGAAAGCGAUCCUGUAACGAGCUGGAGUGAAAGGGGAGAGGGGUCCGAUGCAGAUUGGGCCCUUGGAGAAAGGGAGGAGGGUGCUCUUGAUCGAAGAGAGGAGGUGAAGGGUAGAGUGCGGUCAGAUUGGCAGCCAACUGGAUGCGCCGGGGCUGUAGAAGCUGACGAAGAAAGUGACGUUGGCGCUGGCAGGAGGUCUGAGCGAGAUGACAGCGUGGAUUUUGAGUUACCGCUCUGGCAACGCCUUGAGCGGGCGAGAGAUGGCGGUACAAAAGCGGGGACAGCAAAUGGGGUAAGGCGAAGAGACACGGUCAAUCUAGUCGGGUGCGAUAAGGAAUCCUUAAGUAGGGAGGAGAAGAGCAAGAGAAGAGAGUUGCAAACCCGGCGAGGAAGAGAUAUUGGGGGCCCUCAUUGUAGUCAGGGGCCCCCCUCUUUAAUGGGCGUCGAGUUGGUUGUCUUGGAGGGCUCUCCAGUGCUACAAAAAGCGAUGAUGACGGACAAGGGAGCGCGGCGAGCCCAGGUCCGGGACGCAAUCGCCACGGAGUAUAGAGCUGCGCAAUCUGUUCAUAAGGGGAUGCAUGAAGAGGUGGGAAAAUGGGUACUUCCAGACAUUACACGAUUGUCCAGAGAGAGAGUGGUUAUUGAUCUGGACCCUUGAAUUCCGGAAAGGACCUUCCGGCGGACAUUGCUAGUAACGCCUAGCUCUGAAGUACGUACACUGACCCUGGUCUGGUCAUGCUGGCAGGAUCUGCAUGCCCUGCCUGGGCGUAUGCUGCAUAGCGGAGUCGAAAUUGACUUGCACUCUUGUGAAGUUCGACUUUAAGCCGCUCCGGGGCGAUUCCGUCUUGGUAGCGCACGGCAACUAGCUGUGGUGAGCAACGAACGGUACGUACCUAUCUUAAUAGUCGGU
Klebsormidium nitens is the source of this 2199-nucleotide messenger RNA. Lineage: Eukaryota; Viridiplantae; Streptophyta; Klebsormidiophyceae; Klebsormidiales; Klebsormidiaceae. The record is from the annotation of a GenBank genome assembly.